Notolabrus celidotus (New Zealand spotty) is the source of this 1053-nucleotide messenger RNA. Its product is annotated as protein kish-A. Gene Ontology annotation, biological process: intracellular transport; protein secretion. Bases 126 to 344 code for a protein of 72 amino acids. NCBI's taxonomy places the organism in Eukaryota, Metazoa, Chordata, Actinopteri, Labriformes, Labridae. The record is from RefSeq and is a predicted model, not a curated record. The transcript has 4 exons.
GUCUGAGCCAAUCAGCAAACGAGAUUCGGCGACCGGUGCGUAAUUACGUCAUGUAAACGUCGUAGGUCACGUUACGUAAGUUCCAGAGAGCAGGAAGUGUGAUGUGGCUCUGAUUCACAACAAUAAUGUCGGCCAUCUUCAACUUCCAGUCCCUGCUGACAGUGAUUCUCCUCCUGAUCUGUACCUGUGCCUACAUCAGAGCCAUGGCUCCCAGCCUGCUAGACAAGAACAAGACCGGGAUUCUAGGAAUAUUCUGGAAGUGUGCCAGAAUAGGUGAGCGGAAGAGUCCCUGGGUGGGGGCCUGCUGUAUCAUCAUGGCUUUUAGUAUACUGUUUCUACAGUAGCAGUCCAAAGCAAACCACACAUGGAAACACUGGGAGGGGGGAAAUGGACAACAAAACAUGGACAGUACGAUCCUAGAAGCACAACAGGACCUCCAGUGGUUGUCACUUUGAUAAUGUAAAAACAGAGAGCCGUCAACACUCGCUGAAGCCAUGGAGAAAGUAAACGUGUCUGCUUAGGGGGGAAGGGUGAGCUGAUAGCCCCAGAGUGUGGCGCGAUCCCUCCUUGGACUUCCAGGUCUGUCCCUGUGUUUGCUUAUGUGGAAUGUUUACUCCGGGUGUAUAUGUGUGUGGGGGGGCCAAUGCUUUCUGUUAUCUGCCACUUAGUCUAAAGGAAGGGAUUCAGAUUGUGGCAUCAUUCUGGGAUCAAAUGGUACACUGUUUGUCUAAACAUUUCAAAUACGUUUCUCCCCCUUUUGAGUUUGUCACAGUUUCAUUGAAUUCUCCGCUAAAAGGACCGUCAUACAUUUUCACGUCUCCUGUGACAAACAUGGAGGCUUAUAUCUGUAAACUGAGGUAUAAAGAGCUUUGUAUCAACUCAGUUUUUUGUAACCUAUACCCUGUUUGGUGUCCAGAUUCCACAUUGAACAAAGUGACAGUAUGGGUCUUCAAAUGUCACAUGAUCAUCCAGAUUUGCCCGAAAGAGCUACUGAUGUUUUUAAAGUCAGUCAGUUGUUCGCUAUUUAUUAAAGAACCAGUUUUGGAAAUUUAA